Molecule: messenger RNA, 1148 nt
Organism: Coffea eugenioides
Lineage: Eukaryota; Viridiplantae; Streptophyta; Magnoliopsida; Gentianales; Rubiaceae
Product: PRA1 family protein H
Exons: 4
Coding region: 49-810 (253 amino acids)
Biological process (GO): vesicle-mediated transport
Cellular component (GO): Golgi apparatus; endoplasmic reticulum
Source: RefSeq, a predicted model, not a curated record
CAAAUCACAAGAUACAAAUUCCCUCGAGGAAAGAGAGAGAUAAAGAAAAUGGUAUUCUCCUCCAACCCAUUAGCUCUGAGCGUACCCGACCCGGAUUUUGAGUCUUGGCUCCGAAACAAAGGCUACCUCGAAAUCCUCGACCAACGCACCUCCGACCUCCACCGUCUUUCCACCUCCACUUCCGCCGCCGCCGCCGUACGAUCCUCCCCCUCUUCCUCCUCCUCCAUCACCAUCGCCACCACCACCACCAUCAUCCCCUAUGGCCUCUUUAUCUCCCUCUUUUCCCACUUAAAAACUCUUUUCUCUCUCCUCACUCUCAACCCCUUCUCUAAGCUCACCUCCGACGACUUUUCCGGCGACAUCCCUUCUUGGACCAACGCUUUUAUUGGCUCCUUCAACUCCUACUCCUUCCCCACCUCGCCUGCCCAGGCCCGCCUUCGAGCCCACGAGAAUGUUAAACGCUUUGCUCGCAAUUAUGCCUCCCUCUUCAUCCUCUUCUUCGCUUGCUCUCUGUAUCAGAUGCCGCUUGCUCUUGUGGGGUUGAUAGUGUGCUUGGCACUUUGGGAUGUGUUCAGAUAUUGUGGUGAUCGAUGGCAACUAGACCAAUAUCCUGUUUUUAGACAGACCUUGGUUCGCAUUGCACAAUGUGCAACUGCAGUUAUUCUAUUCUUCUCCAAUGUUCAAGUAACCCUCCUAUGCGCUCUUAGUGUAAGUUAUGCAGUCUUGGUUUUGCAUGCUUCGUUAAGAAAACUUACCCCAGGAAAACAAUCUACGCCAAGUGACAGAAACAGGAGCAGCAGUAAAAGAUGAGGAGAAACGAUGAAGUGUUGAAGAUUACUGUCUGUACAUUGUAGCUGGCCAGACUGCCCGGAUCAUAUCUGCUUGCUGAACCUAUUAGCUAUAUGUCCCGCAGAUACUAGCGUCCAAUUUUAUCAAAUCACAGACUAGGUUCAGUUCAUCUGUUCUUUUCUACCUUUCUCUUCUCACGGGUACUUAGUUAUUGACUAGUUUACCGUAGAAAGACGAAAAUGGAGCCUUUUGUCAGUCAUUCCCAUUCCCAUUAUAACAACUUCUUUUAGGGGGUGCUUGUUUCACAAAUUGGAAUCGGAAAUGGAAAUGAAAUCAUAGACUCUGGUUUUGGAAUUAAA